Molecule: messenger RNA, 587 nt
Organism: Entrophospora sp. SA101
Lineage: Eukaryota; Fungi; Glomeromycota; Glomeromycetes; Entrophosporales; Entrophosporaceae
Source: the annotation of a GenBank genome assembly
AUGAAUGAAGUACAACAACAAUUUUGUAAAGGAGAAGAUUGUAAUAAGCCAGCAAAAUUACAAUGCCCUACAUGUUUAAAAGCUAAAAUUUCAGGUUCUUAUUUUUGUUCACAAGACUGUUUCAAGAAAAACUGGUCUACACAUAAAUCGAUACACCAAACAAUACCUAAAGGCAUUUCUAUAUCUGAACAAUCUAGCCGUAGCACGACGACGAUAGCGGUAUUAAAUAAUGAAGAAAUAGAAGCAAUGAGAAUUCUUGCUCGUGAAGUAUUGGAUAUUGGAGCAGCAGCAGUAAGGCCUGGAAUUACAACUGAUGAAAUAGAUAGGAUUAUUCAUGAAGCAACUAUUGAACGCAUUUCUAUAUCUGAACAAUCUAGCCGUAGCACGACGACGAUAGCGGUAUUAAAUAAUGAAGAAAUAGAAGCAAUGAGAAUUCUUGCUCGUGAAGUAUUGGAUAUUGGAGCAGCAGCAGUAAGGCCUGGAAUUACAACUGAUGAAAUAGAUAGGAUUAUUCAUGAAGCAACUAUUGAACGUAACUCUUAUCCAUCACCCUUAAAUUAUUAUGAAUUUCCAAAAUCUGUUUGCAC